Neofelis nebulosa (Clouded leopard) is the source of this 2640-nucleotide messenger RNA. It is a transcript of the gene LMO4, whose product is annotated as LIM domain only 4. Bases 779 to 1279 code for a protein of 166 amino acids. NCBI's taxonomy places the organism in Eukaryota, Metazoa, Chordata, Mammalia, Carnivora, Felidae. The transcript has 5 exons. The record is from RefSeq and is a predicted model, not a curated record.
CUCCUCCUCCUCCUCCUCCUCCUCCUCCUUCUCCUCCUCCUCCGAGCCGGGCAUCAGCAGCUCCGGCAGCAGCCCGGGCAGCGGCGCAGGCUCCAGCGCGCCGGGCCCCGGCCGGCCGCAGCUUCCCGGCCCCUGGGCGCGCCCGCCUCCCGGCCUCCGUGCCUGCCGCCGCCGCUCCGGGGCUGUUGUUUCUGCGGCUGCCCCCCGCCCCGGCUGGAGGGGCAGGAAGCUCGGCCGAGCGGCCGCCGCCGCCAGCCCCGAGCGAGCGAGCGAGCGCGCGGGAGGGAGGAAGGCGGUGGAAGAGGAGGAGGAGGAGCGGGAGGCGCGCGGGCGGGGGCGGGGGCCGCCGGGCGGGGGAAUAUACAAAGUGAAGCCACAUUGCCAAACUUGCAGCAGCGAUUGCAGCAGUUGCUGCCGCUGCGCCGCGCCUGAAGCCGCGCCGCGCGGGCCGAGGGCUCCUGCAGCUGCUCGCGCGGAGCCGGAGGCGGAGGAGAACGCCGAGGACUGAGACUGACACUCCUGCUCCCGGCCGCCCGCCACUUACGCGGGGCCCCCCAACCCAGCCUCAGAGCGACGCGUUAAAAAAAAAAAAAAAAAAAAGGAAAAAAAAAAAAAGCAGCCCUUAGCCCCCUCCUCCCCUUUCCUGCUUCUGCGAGAACAUCCCCCCUCCCUACAGCUCCGCCAGCCCAGGCGCCCCUUCCUUGGAAGCCGAGCGGCUUCGCUCGCUUUUCGCCGCCGCCGCCUCUCGCAGUAUUGCAAUAUAGGGGAAAAGCAGACCAUGGUGAAUCCGGGCAGCAGCUCACAGCCGCCCCCGGUGACGGCCGGCUCCCUCUCCUGGAAGCGGUGCGCAGGCUGCGGGGGCAAGAUUGCGGACCGCUUUCUGCUCUAUGCCAUGGACAGCUACUGGCACAGCCGGUGCCUCAAGUGCUCCUGCUGCCAGGCGCAGCUGGGCGACAUCGGCACGUCCUGUUAUACCAAGAGCGGCAUGAUCCUUUGCAGAAAUGACUACAUUAGGUUAUUUGGGAACAGUGGUGCCUGCAGCGCAUGCGGACAGUCGAUUCCUGCCAGCGAGCUCGUCAUGAGGGCCCAAGGCAAUGUGUAUCAUCUUAAGUGUUUUACAUGCUCUACCUGCCGGAAUCGCCUGGUCCCGGGAGAUCGGUUUCACUACAUCAAUGGCAGUUUAUUUUGUGAACAUGAUAGACCUACAGCUCUCAUCAAUGGCCAUUUGAAUUCACUUCAGAGCAAUCCACUACUGCCCGACCAGAAGCUGCUGCAGUAGAAUCCUCUCCAUGGCUCAACUUGCUGUGGAGCAGAAUUCAGUGUGCCCAUCGCCAAGACCAGAAGUGCUCCCUCACCGUGUCUCACCUCCCGGAUGGACCUUCGGCAGGUGUAUUGUUCUCCACUUAAGCAACGUGCUCCCUUGCACUUGAGCUGGACACAAAGACUUGUCAAAGGCCAUUGCUCCUCGUCCCAUUGUUGAUUUAUUCAACCCUGAAAAAAAAAAAAAACUUAAACAGCCUCUUUUCCUGUUUCUGAGACUCCCGUUGCAUCUGAAUCCAAGGGCUUAGCAGAAGACCUAUACAACCCGUGUUGACAGCAGGAAGAAGUCUCAGAUGGGUAUUCACCCAGUCCUAAAUCCUUAUUUUAGUGAGAGAAAAGCCUUAGACCCUUCCUGUUUUUCCUUCUAGAUCAUUAUUUACCAGAAUACUUUGGGUCCUGAAUCCCGUCCCCGCUAUUUAAUUACCCUUUCUUGUCUGCAGUCACUGUAUCAUACAUAUACUUCUGUUAUUGCCUUCACAUGUAACACAUUAUACAUCCUUUGUUUUUCCAUGGACUAGGAUAAUGGCUUAAUUAUCUGGGAAUCUCCUGUAUCUAGAUCAGCCCUUGGAAUUUAUAUUUUGAGUAAGUGAAUGAAAGAACAAAAGCCAUUUAUUUUGAGUGAAUAGUAAUUAAAUGGACAACGCUGCCGUCUCCAUCUAUCCCUGGCAAAUAAGACGGGAAACAUCCUGAGACUCUUAUAGUUAUGAAAGGAAAACGAAGAGUCUUUCAUCGUAAAGAGGAGAAGACUCUGGGGAUAUUGAUAUGAAGGUACUGGAGCAGGAUCCAGGGCUGGAGUGGAUUUAGAUCUGAGCCCUUGGGUGUCUGUCUAGUGCGUGUUUCAAAGCCAGGAUUUAUAGCUCACUUUCUUUCUACCUUCAGCCAUCCCUUCCCUUUUCUUAACUUUUUCUUAUUGCUCUUACUGAUAGAGACCACAAGUUACUACAACUGUUCUCCGUUCAAACAGGCAGUCCUGUUGUCAGACCAAGUAUCCAAUUGUAGGCUUCAGAAAACGUCUUCCCCUCUCUAGCUUUUCUGUAAGUGUGUGAACUUAGAUUGGGUGGGCUACAUACUAAAAGGGGAAAAUGAGUUUUAAAAUGUAUCAGGGUGUGUUUGCCAAAUAGGAGAGCCAAUAGCUACUUUUGACAGUGGUUAGGGAGAGACUGGGUUUUCCUAAUCACCCCGAAGUCAUCCCUUGUAUCACUGUAACGUCAUUCUUGAGCACCCUAGAAUCCUCUGGUUACCAAUGAAUGGGCAUUUCAAUCCUUACUAGAAGUGCUCAUCCUUUAUUGUGUUCCAUUAAAGCCUCAGGCAUACACCCUG